AUGACAGAGUCCGACGCGGCGGGGUGCGAAGUCACCAAACUGCUAAGAGAGUUGUGUGGCGGCGACGCUACGGGAAGGAAAAACGAACGAGUUUCGGGAGCUAAGAACGCCCAACUCCAUUGCGUCAAUAGCCAGAGCCCGCGCCAGCCAAACACUCCCCAGCUUCUUCGGAUCUUAGAAGAGACGAUACAAAAGAAAUUGCCGAGGCCGGCAAACCCUAAACCGUUAUCUAGUAGAGACUUGGAAAAGUUCCGCAUGACCUUCAAUAUAACGGAGAAGACGGUGGAGAAUCUAUUCCAGUACCGCACGAAGUUCGUCCAGCAUAUGCUGUCAAGUGCCAUGUACGCUAACAGUGCUGUGGAGAAACCAUGGGAGAUGGUUAACAGUGUAUCGGAACAAAUCAUUGACGAACUCCUGCUAUCGUGCGCGAAAGAGAUGGAGCUACAGCAAGUUGUUCAACAGCUUUACAAGUGUGAGACGCAAUGA
Molecule: messenger RNA, 486 nt
Organism: Parnassius apollo (apollo)
Lineage: Eukaryota; Metazoa; Arthropoda; Insecta; Lepidoptera; Papilionidae
Source: the annotation of a GenBank genome assembly